Molecule: messenger RNA, 372 nt
Organism: Knipowitschia caucasica
Lineage: Eukaryota; Metazoa; Chordata; Actinopteri; Gobiiformes; Gobiidae
Source: the annotation of a GenBank genome assembly
AUGCAGAAGCAGAGAUGGGAUCUUCUGAUUCAGCAAAUCAAAGGCCUGCCUGUAUGGCUGCUCUGGAGGGCCACGGUGAUAUUGGGGCGUGAGGCGGGUUGGAGUGAGAAGAGCUGGAGGAUCUGUAGGGGGGUAGAGCGUCAGGCUGGAGCUGCAGAUUAUUCUGGAAAUUGCCAGCUGCAGUCUCUGCAAUCGGGAUCAAACCGGUUCCGGAUGGGGGAGGAGGAAGUCACUGUCGAUUUUUGUCAAGGCAGCCUCUGCCUGUGUCUCCCGGCUGAGUGCAAUGACAUUCGCAAGGCGAUGGUGGAAAUGUCCCACAACCUCAUCCUUGCCUUAAUAAUUCAGCAGUGCAUGUGCUCUUUGUGGAGCUGA